Messenger RNA from Temnothorax curvispinosus, 2691 nucleotides. Its product is annotated as conserved oligomeric Golgi complex subunit 3-like. Gene Ontology annotation, cellular component: COG complex; cis-Golgi network; membrane. The record is from RefSeq and is a predicted model, not a curated record. Bases 177 to 2618 code for a protein of 813 amino acids. NCBI's taxonomy places the organism in Eukaryota, Metazoa, Arthropoda, Insecta, Hymenoptera, Formicidae. The transcript has a single exon. Gene Ontology annotation, biological process: intracellular protein transport; Golgi organization; intra-Golgi vesicle-mediated transport.
CGACACUGUCGACAGUCGAGUAUUAUACGUCAACAGUUUCUGUCAAGUUUUACGAGGUUCUGGAAUUGCCGAUUUAAUACGCGCACUUAAAUUUAAUUACACGGUCUAGUACUUACGCGUAAACGAGACACGUGCGAUUAUGUCAUUAUUUGAAAAUCUCUGUUGCAAAUAAAAUCAUGUCUCAGACGAAGGUAAUUCCACAUAACCUCAUUAAGUGGGACCAGAACGACAAUUCUCUGGCCCCGUUGACAGAGUGUCAAAAGGAUUGCUUGACAAAUCUGGAGAUCGUUGUGACUUCGUUCUUCCCGUUAUCGAAUCUACAGUCCAGCGUGAUCGACGGCGAUGAGAAGCUACACGAGCAGAAUUCUCAGGAGAAUACACCCCCGAUAGAAAGGUAUCAGGAGUUACUUCAGCAUUUCUUGCUUCUAGAAAGGAAAUACGUUUCCAUGUACGACAUGAAGUACAACCUGUACCUUGAAGAGCUGAAAUCGAGGAGGUCCGAGUGCCAGGACGUUUGUUCUCAGAUAGAAGAGACGUUGGACGAUUUCUCUGCGCUCUACAAGCAGUAUACUGAGGUUUCCAGCAAGACCACCUCUCUGUACGAAGCCAGCGAACAACUCAUCUUCGAUCAAAAGCAGUUAAAUGCGACAAUCGACGGCAUUACGGAGUACGUUAAAUAUUUCAAGGAGAUCGACGUGAUUACAGAGAAGCUAGACGCGUCCACCUUGUCGGUGAACAGCGAAAUGUUUUUUUCUAUAUUAGAUAAAAUUGACACAAACAUAGAUUUUAUGCAAAACAACUCGUCGUACAAUGAAAGUGGGACUUACCUGGUGAGAUACAAGCAUUGCCAGUCGAAGGCGAUUGCGUUGAUACAGAAUUACAUCUCCAACUUGUUCUCUAAAACCACUGAAAGCAUUUUGAACUUGAAGGACAAUGAAAAUUCAUCGGAGAACACGGACGCGGCUCUCGCUCUAUUUUAUGGCAGAUUUCAGACGAUCUUGUCCAAAACAAGGCCGGUUAUCAGGCAAAUUGAAAGCAAAUCGUACAAAAGGCAGGAAUAUGACAGCUUGUUGCUUGAGUGCCAUCAAUAUUAUUGGAGUCAGCGAGGCUUGGUGCUAGGUACAAGCAUACAAAAGUCUCUGAAUUCCAUAAGAGAAAAAUAUAACGGCGACCAUUGCAGUUUAGUGCGACAUUCUUGUGCAUUACUCUUGCAUGCGUCGAUAGACGAACAUAAACUGUUCUACGAAUUUUUUUCGAAACAAUCAAGCGGACUGACCGCAUACCUGGAGAGCUUGUGCACUUCUCUGUAUGAUGCAUUGAGACCUUUCAUAAUACACAUUAAUCAUCUCGAGACAUUGGCCGAGAUUUGCUGCAUUCUACGAAUAGAGAUGCUCGACGAACACGUGCAGAACAACUUUGAACCGCUGGAAGGCUUCGGAAACAUUUGCUUACAGCUGUUGCACGAUGUUCAGGAGAGAUUGGUAUUUCGGGCGCAUUUAUAUCUGCAAUCCGACGUACUGAAUUACAAUCCUUCGUCAGGCGACCUGGCGUAUCCAGAAAAGCUGAAGAUGAUGGAAGAAAUAGCGGAAUCGAUCAGGGAAGCGAAUCGCCAGACCCGCAUGAAGAGGAUCUCCGUCUCGUCCACUGACAGCUCUGUCCUAGAACCAGUUUCUCGAAAUCACAUAGUUAUCGAUUCCAUUUAUCAGAAGACACACAUGGGGAGUUCUCCAGCGGAUCUGCACGCUAUGUGGUAUCCCACGGUACGCAGGACUCUGGUCUGCCUGUCGAGGCUCUACCGUUGCGUGGACAGAUCCGUGUUCCAGUCAUUGAGCCAGGAGGCCAUUUCCCUCUGCGUCCAGAGUAUCGAGAAUGCCAGACAGGAAAUUGAGAAGAGAGCGAGUACAUUAGAUGCAGAAUUAUUUCAGAUAAAGCACUUGCUGAUUCUUAGAGAACAAAUUGCUCCGUUUCAAGUAGAUUUUACUAUCAAAGAAUAUAGUUUAGACUUCUCUAAAGUGAAGACCGCUGCAUUCGGGCUGCUCGAAAAGAGUUCUAGGUUCUUUACCCUGUCGAACAACGCGUUAUUGCAGUUUCUUUUGGAAGGUGCACCACAGAUGAAGGAGCAACUUAUCGACUCGAGGAAGCAUGUGGACGCAAAGUUGAGACUUACGUGCCAGCGAUUAAUACAACACGCAACUUAUUUAUUGAUUUAUCCUAUUAUUAAGUUAUUGGAGAAGGAAAAGUUGCUCGAUGCAAGCUCGAUUCAAGAAAAUGCCCUAGGAAGUCCGCAAGAGAUAGCAACUAUAGUAGCCGACGUAUUGAGGGUAAUUAAAUUCAAAUGUCCCGAGAUACAGCAAUCGAUGCAGUUAUAUUUAGCUAACAAAGAAACUGAAUUUAUUCUGUUUAAACCAGUGAAGAAUAACAUUUGCGCUGCAUUCACGCAAUUGCAUCAGGUAUUGAAUAAGUAUUAUAACGCGGAGAACCUUCUGUUGAUCGCGUGUCCUUUGCCAGAACAUAUUUCUGUUAUGUUGAGUUCAACAACGUUAAUUCAAGGAAAGUCAAAUCGAGAAUCGCAGUCGGUUCUGAAACAAUCACAGUCACUUGCUAAACAAGAAGAUUAAAUAACGUAAUUUUGUUUAUUCUGUUGUGUUUUCAAAAAUUAAUUGUUGAAUAGAGUAUUGAUAUAAAUUUAAG